UAUCUUUAAAGAUGAAUCGUCUCCCUUUACUUGACAUGUCUAUGUUGUUGUCCAGCCAAUUAGGCUUUUAUGAUAUUAAGGGUGUGAUCAUUAUGGAUAAAACCAAUGGCGAUUUAUUUUCGUCUGUUGGAAAGUUCUUUCAUGGUAGAGAUCCACAGCUAGAUGCUCGAUAUGUCUUUAGAGUCUUGAAUUACAAGAUACAAAAGAAUCUAAAAGUGUUUACGAGUGAUGGGUUUGGAUUUCUUCUCUAUUGUAAUUGCGUUGUUUAUUUAUUUUGCGAUAGGUUUUCAAGAAAUAUCUUGGUUGCUUUUGCUGAAAAUACACCAGCAAAUUUGGAAAUAUUAGACGAUUUUAAAGAUCCAGAUGCUCCAUUCUUUCCAAUUACCUCAACCGAUUGUCAUCCAAAUCCUGAGGCAAAUUUAAUUUCAACUUCAACUUCAGCUUUUAUUCUUCAUUCCAACUAAUCAAAUGGUUUAAAUAAUUUAAGUGAUCAAAAUGAACUACAUGAAUAAGCUAGAAUUUGUCUAUCAACUUUUUUCUAACUUCAAUUAACUGCUCUAUGAUAUAUCACAACAAAAACCACUAGAAAACUUACACCAUCUUAUAC
This is a messenger RNA of Ascoidea rubescens DSM 1968, 607 nucleotides long. RefSeq lists its product as uncharacterized. The record is from RefSeq and is a predicted model, not a curated record. Bases 36 to 464 code for a protein of 142 amino acids. Lineage: Eukaryota; Fungi; Ascomycota; Saccharomycetes; Ascoideales; Ascoideaceae. The transcript is spliced from 2 exons.